GCAGAUGGCCAGCCCGUGGUGAUCCUUCUAGGUUGGGCAGGCUGCCAGGAUAAAUAUCUGGCCAAAUACAGUGCAAUCUACAGUCAGAAGGGCUGCACCGUCAUCCGCUACUCAGCUCCAUGGAGGAUGAUCUUCUUCUCUGAGAGCUUUGGAAUCAGAUCCCUCCAGACCCCAGCCAGGCGGCUCCUGGAGCUGCUUUUUGACUACAGCAUUGAAGACAGACCAGUUCUUUUCCACGUGUUCAGCAACGGCGGGGUCAUGCUGUACCGCUACGUACUUGAGGCUCUCCACACUCACAAGCCGUUUCAGAACCUCAAAGUAGCAGGCACCAUUUUCGACAGCGCCCCUGGCAGAAGAAACCUGAGAGGAGCCCUGCGUGCCUUGGCGACCAUCCUGGCGUCCACCAACGUGCUGCUCAAGUAUUUCCUGCUGGUGGCGUUUGCCACGGCGGCCGUGGUGCUGCGCAUCGCCCUGUACCCGCUGACGCGCUUCCUCCACGAGAACCACUACGACGUGCUGCUGCGGGCGCCCUCCCGCUGGCCCGAGCUCUACCUCUACUCCCAGGCUGAUGCCAUCAUCAAGGCCAGUGACGUGAAGCAGAUGGCUGAUGCCCGGCAGCAGCUCGGGGUCUCUGUGAAAGCUGUGGACUUCUUGGACUCCCCUCACGUCAGCCACAUGCGGGCCUAUCCCACCCAUUACUGCAACCUCUGCUCCGCUUUCCUCUCUGACUGUGUUGGGGGCUCAGCUCCCUAG
Messenger RNA from Chaetura pelagica (chimney swift), 753 nucleotides. It is a transcript of the gene TMEM53, whose product is annotated as transmembrane protein 53. NCBI's taxonomy places the organism in Eukaryota, Metazoa, Chordata, Aves, Apodiformes, Apodidae. The record is from RefSeq and is a predicted model, not a curated record. The transcript is spliced from 2 exons. The coding region runs from base 127 to 753 and encodes 208 amino acids.